ACCUGGCUGACCGCUGGCUCAGUUUUCUCUCAGACAGACCCUCUGCGCCUGCGUUAGAGUUUUGCUCCUUUGCCACAUUCAGAAUGGCAGAACAGUGGAUGAUGAAGAUGGUGGAUCAGGCUUUGGAGGAGCUGCUGGUGGAAGCUCAUCACCAGAACUGCAUCACAGUUGGUGUCACUGAGUCCUACAGAUACAUGAAAGCAAACCCGCGCAGUGUCAUCCUGUGCGUACUCGCCGACGAAAAGGAUACCGAGAGUGACGUUAUAUUACAGAUGAAUCUAAUCCAGCUAAAGGAUAUGUGCUACAAGAAGAACGUCAGCGUCAUGUGGUCGACCAACACGAGACGUCUGACAGAGCUGUUGAAGUUUGACAGCAGUGGGAACGACCUGCACUGCAUUCUGGUCACUGGCCCUCCGGUGCAGCCGCUGCCCUGCCGGGCCCUGAAGAUCCUCAGCAGCUUCUGCGAGGAGAGCCGCCGCCGGGACUCGUCGAUUUCCCUCACCGACGGUGUGCGACUUUCAGACGUUUUACCUGCAGGGAAAGAAGCAAACACGCAGCUCCAGCUGGCUCCAAGGCCCCAGGAACCCGACAUGACCGUUAAUGCUGCUUUCAGGUACAUCCCUUCUCUGAAAUCACCGAACAAAAGAGAGCAGAACCCGCGUAAAGCCACUGAAUGGACCGUUUCCAAGUAUCAGGACGCAGCCUCGUUGAACAGGUUUCACUGCCUCAUGUCCUGA
This is a messenger RNA of Archocentrus centrarchus (flier cichlid), 737 nucleotides long. RefSeq names its product growth arrest and DNA damage-inducible protein GADD45 beta-like. The transcript is spliced from 6 exons. Bases 84 to 737 code for a protein of 217 amino acids. Lineage: Eukaryota; Metazoa; Chordata; Actinopteri; Cichliformes; Cichlidae. Gene Ontology annotation, biological process: regulation of cell cycle. Gene Ontology annotation, cellular component: nucleus; cytoplasm. The record is from RefSeq and is a predicted model, not a curated record.